Molecule: messenger RNA, 2076 nt
Organism: Dermacentor albipictus
Lineage: Eukaryota; Metazoa; Arthropoda; Arachnida; Ixodida; Ixodidae
Molecular function (GO): zinc ion binding
Source: RefSeq, a predicted model, not a curated record
UGGCUUGCACGUGACGUCACAUCCGCUCGCGCCGCAGCGUCAACGCCAUGCUGGAGCACCGCGCGCGCGGCAUUUCUUCUUUUCGCUUGUGGUUCCUGUGGUGACCGGUCGUGUGCACUGUUCAGCUGCUGUCUCACUGUGUCGGAUGUCAACACUUCCCGCGAGAAAUGCCGCCCGUUUACAGUAAACCUGCGUUUAACGAGGCAUAUUACGCCGGACUGAUCGGUUCGGCGCGUGAGCGAUACCAAGAAAAAGUAAAGCUGUGCGACGAUGUGGACCCCUACACUUUGCGGCCGGGUGCUGAUACGACGAUGGACGUCAACGCUUUCCCCGAGGUCUCGCACGGAGAUAUUGUCAACUACCUGGUUUUCUCUUCAAAUUUCACGACUCUGGAGGAAAUGAAGGCUUACAAAUCGCUUGAAUCCCACAACUAUUUCACAAGCGGUUGGGUGAAAACUCUGUCGGCGAAGCGGCUGCAAGGCGAAAAAGUGCUCCUACUAGGAGAGGUGAACCACUCGCAACGACUGGGCGAACGUCCACUGAAAGUAUGGAUCCUUUGCAAAGACGGUGGUGCCGUGCUGACUGCGCACUGCACCUGUAUGGCUGGUGUGGGAGAAGCCUGCUCACAUGUCGGUGCCUGUUUGUUUGCUGUCGACACAGGUGUAAGGAUGAGGAACUCUGUUAGCUGCACUCAAAAAGACAACAUUUGGCUCCCUACCUAUGUGGAAAAGGCUCAAUUCAAAAGAUUGAAAGAAAUCAAUUUUGCAUCUGCCAAAGGGAAAAAACGACAGCUUGAUGAUAGGAUUGAGGGCACUCCUACAAACAAGAAAGCGACAGCACCCAGAAUUGAUGUGCCACCAGUUUCACUAGCAGAGAUGGAAGACCUGCACAGUAUAUGCAAGAGAACUGGUGCUGUUCUAGCAUUUUUUUCCAUGCUGUCUCACCAUUCUGCUGCCUUCAAGGAACCAGUGCCCAAACAGCAAGUACACCUUCGAGAUUUGUACACAGAUGAUGCUUUGCCAGAUGGACUCGACACUCUCAUUGACAAGGCCAACAAAUUUAUGAGCACAUUUCACGUCACUGAUGAAGCAGUGAAGUUCAUUGAAGCAAAAACAAAAAACCAGAGCAAUUCACCAGACUGGCACCUUUACCGAGCGGGUAGAGUGACAGCCUCUGUUAUGAAAACAGUCUGCCGAACAGCCAUAGAUAAUCCUAGCCUAUCAUUACUGAAAUCAAUAUGUUACCCAGAAAAAUCUAUGCUAAAGACUCCUGCCAUGGCAUGGGGUUUAGAACAUGAACGAGAUGCGCUGAAGACAUAUGAAGAUCAUCAGAAGAAGAAGCACAAAGAUUUCAAGUGCUUCAGGUCUGGACUUCACUUAAGUGAAUCAUAUCCAUUUGCCGGAGCAACACCAGACGCUCUGAUUUCAUGCUCGUGCUGUGGGAGAGGUGUAGCCGAAGUGAAAUGCCCCUAUUUGCUGCGUGAUGCCUCCUCAUUCACCGAGGCUAGGUCGUGUUUGAUGGACAUCAAUGGAGUUCUGCAGCUUCCUAAGCAGCAUGAGUAUUUUUACCAAGUGCAAGCCCAGAUGACAAUAUGUAAGGUUAGCUAUUGUGAUUUCAUUGUUUGGGCUCCAGGCCUUUUUCAUGUGCACAGAAUUAGAAGAGACAAAGAGUUCUGCGACCUGAUGUUUGCAAAUGCAAAGGAAUUUUUCAUCAGAGCAAUUCUUCCCGAGCUCUUCAGCAAGUUCUUCACGCGAAAGCAGGGAGCCCCACAAAAGGAACUGCCACCAGCAGAAGUUUACUGCUUCUGUCAAGGACCAGAGACGGGGAAAAUGAUUGCAUGCGACAACCCGUCAUGCACAUUUAAAUGGUUUCAUUUCUCAUGUGUGGGGAUCACACGGGCACCAAAGGCAAAGAAGUGGCAUUGUCCACUAUGCAAGCAAAAUAAAGAAAACUAGUUCACUUGAAAUUCAUGCUGUAUUGUUUUGGACAAGUUCCUUGAAUGAACAGUAAUCAAUUCAAUUAUGGUUUAGGUACCAACCAAUUCAAUGAGUAAAUAAACAAACGUACAACCUACAA